AUGGCUGAUCUAGCUGGCCUCGUACGGUGCUCCUCCACGCACGGCGAUCCGUGGCAGCAGACCUGGACAUUUCGAACCAUCAUCUUUGCCAUCAUCGGAGACGGAAUACCGAAGGUCCAAGAACCACUUCCAUGUCCUGAUGGACUGACCCUUGAAGAUGCUUAUGGACCCGACGCGAUACUUCUAUCUCCACAAAGGUCUGCGUGUACCGUGCAUCUGUACGGUAUGAUCUUCUAUAGGGAUGCGAAUGCUGGGCUAUGUGCGAGGAAGAUGAACGGAAACUUGAGGUCUUUGACCACUGUUAUAUGCGGGAAAGUGCAAGCGUUUCCGGCCUCUGGUGCCCAAAAUCCGAAGGCGGACAGUCUUCAUCACGACCAUUUCGAUUUCUGCUGCCUGUCUGAAGUGCGAAUCCCCGACUCAGCCGGAAGGGAAAUAAAUACCCUGGGAUUUAACUCACACUUCAAAUUCUACCAUAAACGCCCAGGCGACUCUUCUGGUGCGGCUAUUGCCCUCUUAGUACGAGCGAACCGUGAACUGCUUGCAUGGGAGUCAUUUAAUGACCACACGGCCUACUCGCGACUUAAGGGCCACUUUACCAACACUUUUGUCGUCUUUGUUUACGCGCACAAAUCAGUUGCCGAACAGCGCCAUAAUAAGACCUUCUACAGGGUUUAG
Molecule: messenger RNA, 675 nt
Organism: Dibothriocephalus latus
Lineage: Eukaryota; Metazoa; Platyhelminthes; Cestoda; Diphyllobothriidea; Diphyllobothriidae
Source: the annotation of a GenBank genome assembly